Notothenia coriiceps (black rockcod) is the source of this 5051-nucleotide messenger RNA. Its product is annotated as PDZ domain-containing protein 2-like. Gene Ontology annotation, molecular function: protein binding. The transcript is spliced from 14 exons. Lineage: Eukaryota; Metazoa; Chordata; Actinopteri; Perciformes; Nototheniidae. The annotation marks the transcript as partial. The record is from RefSeq and is a predicted model, not a curated record.
UUGGGGAACCCAGGGUGACUUUACCACCACGCAGCCGCUACCUGCUGUGAAGGUGAAGCUGUUCACUGAGAGCACAGGAGUGUUGGCUCUGGAGGAUAAGGAGCUGGGGAAGGUUGUGCUCCGCCCGACUCCAAACAGUCCCAAGCAGUCAGAGCUACACAAGAUGACGGUGUCUAAAGGCUGUCCGGACAGCGACCUGAGGAUCAAACUGGCCAUCCGCAUGGACAAACCACAGAACAUGAAGCAUUGUGGGUCUUACCAAAACAGGGAUCAAGGUAAAACAAUCUCAGACACAUUUGAUGAAAUGCAGCUGAAGAGGGGCGUGGUGACCCUGACCAUCCGGACCCGCCUGCGCAGCCCCAGCCUGACGCCCUGCCCCACCCCCACCCUGCUCAGCCGCUCCAGCUCACCCAACUCCACCUCCAACACCAGCGGGGGGGGCACUCCCCUCUCAGCGUUUGAAGAGGCUGAGGGCCACAGGGGCCCUGGGCCUGGACCCAAAGACUGUAUCAUCAUGGAGGUCACUCUUAAUAAAGAGCCUGCUGUUGGUCUCGGGAUUGGAGUUUGCUGUCUGACCCUGGAGAACUCUUCUCCUGGCAUCUACAUCCACAAUCUGGCUCUGGGUUCUGUGGCCAAGAUGGACAGCAGGCUCAGCCGUGGAGAUCAGAUCCUGGAGGUAGACUCGGUCAGUCUGCGGCACGCUGCUCUCAGCGAGGCCUACGCCAUCCUCAGUGAGUGUGGCCCCGGACUUGUCAGUCUCAUCAUCAGCAGGCACCCCAACCCCAAGGUAUCAGAGCAGGAGAUGGAUCAGAUGAUAGCCCGAUCCACAAACAGGGACAAAAUGAAAAAGAGACCCUCAUCUCAGUCUCAAGGUCCUUCCUGUAAGAGCCCCAGCCCCACGCUGAAGGAGCGACAGGGGGACGGCUCCCCGGCCCUCAGCUGGACCAUGAAGAGGUUCCUGGAGCCUGCCAGCAGACAGGGCUCUCUCAGCUCAGAGACAGAGUUGUCUCAGUACUUCUCCCAGGACGCCUCCAGCCACUCCUUCCUUUCUGAGUCCGUGCUGACGGCCUCCAACAGUGAGGAGGCGCUCCACCAGCCGAGCUGCAGCACCUCCCUGGAGGACAACUCUUCCCGGCGUCAUGAAGUGGAGAGUGUGUCCCCCGCUCCUCUGAACCACCAUGUGGAGGGUGUGUGUCAGCCCAUCUCUGUCUCCAGCCCCACCUCAGUGCGAAGCCCACUCCUCCGUCAGCGGCGGGUCAUGUGCUUUGAGGAUGUGCUCAGUGAUGAAGAGGACUCCAUCACCACGAGGAGCACUGCGCUCUUCCACAGGACAACAAGAUCUGUUCCCUUCAGUGAAGCCGAGGCAUCUGACAUCUCCAAAUGCGAUUCAGCAGUUUUAAUUGCUGCAUCAUCGUUGGAUAUAAAUGGAAAUAGUGAGGAUGAUGGGGGUCUGCAGAGGUGUGGAAGCCUCGAGGUGACCACUCCUCUCUGUGGCAGUUUCUCACAGUGUGAGGAAGCUCUCACCAAUAAGUCUGAGUCUCCUGGUCCCGAGCCACCCCUCAUGCUUAUCUGCAAAGCAGGGGGGUCAAUCUGUACGCUUACUAAUUUGACCAUCAAUAGUGAGAACUACACAAACCCAGACGAUGUACAGCUGGAGUCAAAGCGCUCCCCCAAGCUCGAGCAUAAAGCCAUCACACGAGUCAAGAGUAUGAUGAGCAUCGAAGCACCCAGCCCGCCCCAGCAGCAGAGGUCUAAAGCUGAUGAGCCCCCCCCAGGUAUAGCACCCGCCCAGUCCCCUUCUUCUGCCCCACUGGGGGCCAGAAACCCCAAGACUGCUGGUGGGCUGGUCCCCCAUCAGCACUGUAAGAAGGGAGAUGCCGGCGAGCUGGUGGGUGUUUGUACCAUCGACACGGUCAGCCUGAGGAGGAGCGAGGACGAGUCCUUCGGUCUGGACCUGGAGAUCAUGUCCUCCCCUCUGAAGGUUCUUAUUGCUGGGCUGAAGCCUGGGGGGGCCGCAGAGAGGGAAUCUACAGGCAAGCUGUGUCCUGGAGAUGAGAUUGUCUCAUUUGGAGAGAAACUGGUGCGCUCCUCCACUUACGAGGAACUCUGUGAGCUCAUGCACAACCUUCCAGUUACCCUGUCUUUGGAAAUUAAGAGACCGGUUUCAGCUGUAGGUCGCCUUUCCAGUUUGAUGAUGUCAUCAGGGAGCAGUGAUGGAGGCCCGACUCUGUACCCAGCCAGAUGUGUUCAGAGAACAUCUGGCAAAGGACAAGCAUUAAGUGAACAUUCAGGGAAUUCCAACCACACAGCCCAAACUGACCAUGACGUUCAAAUACCCAUCACCAAUAUCGAUGACAUUUUAUCAGAAGUGAGCCCCCGCAGUGAUACACACAACAAAUUCCCCUACAUAACAUCACCUGAUGAGCCUGUAUCCUGCUGUUCAGGCCCACAGACAGUCACCCUGUCACAGGAAGCCAUCAUUCAGCUCCCCCAGGACUGUUGCAUCUUAGAAGCAGGAAGUGGACAAGGUGCCAUGCCUCCUGUGGAGACAACACAUGAGAACCACCUAUCUCACCUGGAACCACCUGAGGCUGGUUCUAAGCAUAUGUACCCCACAGGAGAUGACAGUGAUUCGUCCACCACUGACGACAGUGUAAUGGUCAGUAAGAUGGCCGACAGUAGUGGGAGUCUUCUGGAGCCCUCCUCAGAUGAGGAAGAAGUGGAGUUGUUUUCAUUCAAUGCCCAGCAACCUGCUUCUGAUGGACUCUGUAAUGUAAGCCUGUCACCAAAGUGGUCUCCAACUUCUCAGCAUGCCAGCCGUCCAAAUACAAACCUGGAUCAGACCCUUGAUGUGCAGCAGGGCUCUGCUGAUGUCUCUCUGGCAGACAAAGACAACUCAGGCCAGUCCUCACAGCUCUCUCAGCUGUUAGGGGCCUCCUCUACACAGCCACCAUGCCAACCAUUCAACCGUACUCCUACAGAGUGCCAUAUCAGAGGUGCCACUGAACCUUGUGACAAAGUUCAAGCAGGUGUGGCAUCCAGUCCAGGGACACUCAGCACUUACAGCUGCCCCCCCCCAGCAGAUAACCACAGUGACAUUCAGGGAACCGUCGAACACUUGCAUCCAGAUGCCUUGCUGACCUCGGUUUUAUUUAAACAUUUAAAUACACAAACACCACAUUUACCUUCAAUUGAAUUGGAGACCUCAGGUUCAUGCAGAUCAAAUAAAACUGUGCCAGCAUCAAUGACAAACAAAGAAAAGCUGUUUGAGUGUAAAACAUACCCUCAUGCUAUGUCUGUACUUAAAAACACCUCUGGGCUUAAAGGCUUUGAUAGUUCAGACCCCCCCAUGUGCAGUAGUAACUUUAAAACUCAAAUCAGAGCAAGCACUAGUGCUCCCAAAUUGAAAGGCCUUAGUAUUAAGAGCAAAAUCAAACCACAGGAGGAGCCUCUACAAAAAACUACCAAGAGCGAAAGUCCAGCUCCCUUAAACCACUCAAAAUUACAACCAGCAACAUCCAUAUCCAGCUCUUUAAAGACAUAUACCCAGUCUGAUAAAUACAGCUGCCAUGAUUUGCCCAAAGUAAUGGACAGAGGGCAAGUUACAGCUGGGUCUUCAGGUAGCUCACUGCACCCUGAAGAGCUGGCUAUAGAGAAGGACCUCCAUUCAGGCUCCAAAGCACCCAUCCAAACACCCCCUCCUGCCACUCAGAGAACGUUUAUUGAAGUUCGACUGUCUCCCAUAUCUGGUUCAUCAGCACCAGUUGUAGCAGACCAUGAAACAGUGAACCCAGAAGACUCUCAACACUCUCGACACAGAGAUGCCAGAUCAGCCGCCAUGCUUCCUCCUGCCAACUCCACAGUAGACAAAACAAGCGGCAUGGUCAGUGACACUGUGUUGAAUUCACUUUGUUCUACUAAAGAAACAUGUAAUGGAUCAAAACCCAUUGCUAUAGGGGAGUUGACUGAGAGCUUAAAGUCAUCCAGACUGUCCAUAAAGACGCCAGAGAGGGGAAGUCUCUCCACAGAGGCUGCCAUGUCUGCAGACUUCAACCCCUUCUCUGUCCGACAUAAGAUAAAGUCCUUUGAAAACCUGGCUAACUUUGACAGGCCGGCGGCUAAAAGCACUGACAUUCAGUCCUACGCAUAUAGAGCCUCUCUUAACCAAAGGAUUGCUGGUUAUAUGGGCGUGGUUAAUUCUAUUGGCUGUCGGGCACGUCAAAGGAGUUUAAGUCCUUACGUGGAGAAUCUUAUUCCUACCACACCCUUCUCACCUUUUCUUGGUAAAUCUCCAUCUAAUAUUACAUUAAUAAAUAUUAAGCUUCCAUAUUCGAGCCGUAACACAGCCUCCCUGUCAGAAGACAACCCUGAUGCUCAAGUUCAAGAUAGGGCUGCUCCACACACUCCUCAGGUUCUGCGCAGGAAACACGGCAAGCUCCCCCGCAGCAGAGUGCGGCAGCUCAGGGCUCUCAGUAUGCCCGAACUGGAAAAACUGAGCACAGAGGACUUUACCAGAGGCCAUGGUGAAGACGGAGAUACACUUGAGCCUGGCAGCUAUCCCAAUAUUCCUACGAUAGCAACCGAGAGCUCUCCACCUGCUGCAACCCUGACAGAAGCAGAGGUGACCAGGGGGAGCAGGACUGAUCCGGGAUCCCAUGAAGAGAUCCCUGGAGCAGGCACAGAGACACAGCCGCCCAGCUGGUCCAUCAGAUGGCAAAAAUAGCCGGAUCAACAUCCAAUCCAAUCCUGAAGGAGAGUGGGCAGCCCGCCAAUACUUGGACAAGGUCCCAAUGUGUGGAUAAUAGGGAGCAGCUACGUUCGACGUGGGGAAGAAAGAGCCAGACACAGCAUGGGAAGCAACCUGGGUCUCAAUUGCCGUGUGUGGUGGUUUGGCAAGGGUGGUCUGAGGUGGAGGAACCUUCUUCCCUUUUUCUAUCAGUCCUUGAGAGGAAGAACAGUCCCGGAUGUCCUGCUCAUCCACUGUGGCGGCAACGACCUUGGCAACAUCAAAGGUGUGGAGCUUGUCACAGCGAUGAAGCAGGACCUGCUUU